Messenger RNA from Lotus japonicus, 1008 nucleotides. Its product is annotated as L10-interacting MYB domain-containing protein-like. The transcript has 2 exons. Lineage: Eukaryota; Viridiplantae; Streptophyta; Magnoliopsida; Fabales; Fabaceae. Bases 273 to 761 code for a protein of 162 amino acids. The record is from RefSeq and is a predicted model, not a curated record.
AUUCUGUUUUCUACUUUUUUUUUCUUUUUUAUUUUUUCUCAAUUAUCAAUGGCAUCAUCAUCUAUGUACUGUGUUCUCUGGUAGCAUUUCAUUUCAUGGACAAGUUGAAACGGUUGCUGUUUUGAUUGCUAAUUUCCUUAUGUAAAUUUUAAUAUUCCAUUUGUAUGCACUGUCAAGAAUUCAAGAAAGAUAGUUAGUUAACUUGCAAUAUUAAUUGAAUUGAAUGAUGUGCUUACCAUUCACUUAUAUACUGUUUCUUAAAGCUUGUUGAAAUGUCUCAAGUUCAUGUGAAACGAAAGAGAGCAGAUUGGAGUGAUAAGAAUCUUGGAAUUUUUUUGAAAGUGCGCGUUGAAGAGGUACGUGCUGGGAAUAGACCUCACAUUCACUUUACAAGAACUGGAUGGGCAAAUAUACAAGCCAAGUUCAACAAUGCCACAAAGUUAGCAUAUGAUUAUAAAAAAUUUAAAAAUAAGUGGGAUCAUUUGAAAGUAGAUUGGGCAUUAUGGACAAAGCUUAAUGCAAGAGAAUCAGGUCUUGGUUGGGAUGCAACUAAGAGAACAGUAGCUGCUAGUGAUGAAUGGUGGGAGGCCAAAAUCAAGGAUAGUCUUGAGGUUGGAAAGUUUAGAGAUGAAGCAAAAUGGAAGAUACUGGGUAGUAUGCCUUCUUAUGAUUUGAAGACACAAAACAAAAUCAUUACGGCUUGUAUGGCUUUGCAUAACUUUAUUAGAAGAAAUGAUAGAAGAUGGAGGAGGAGAAAAUGAAGCUGACCCAAGUACUGUUACAUGUUACAUGGGAGGAACCUGAUUUUCAAAGUUCCUUGCAAAUGGAGCAAAUUAGGGAACACAUCAAAAAUAUGUUUCCAACAGGAGUUUAACUUUUUUCCUAGUUAUCUAUGAUACUUUAGUAGAUAUGUCUUUUUAUUUGUAAGGUGGUAUGAUUAUAUUCAAGACUACGAAUUAUGAUUUGUAUUAACUAUUUGAUACUUGAUAUGGUUUGACGUUAUUGUUA